Messenger RNA from Arabis nemorensis, 1104 nucleotides. NCBI's taxonomy places the organism in Eukaryota, Viridiplantae, Streptophyta, Magnoliopsida, Brassicales, Brassicaceae. The record is from the annotation of a GenBank genome assembly.
AUGGAGGCUGUGAUAGAGGGAAAGGAAGAGCCAGCGAAGAAUGGUGAUGGAGUCAAAAUCCGAAAUGCUGAGCAAACCAAAUCCAACAAACCUAAACCAGCUGCUCAUGUGGAGGACAUGGCAGAUGAUGCUGAUGAGAACAAGACUGUCACUGAUGUUGGGAGUAAAUUUAUGAACAAAGAAACACUUAAAGAAGAUGGGCUGAGUGCGAGUGUCAAUGGUGCAGAUCCGAGUGUUAUGGUUCUCGAUAAUCAAAAACCACCAGAAAAUUAUGUUGCGCUUGAGAAAGCUAAACAAGAGGAGAAGAGGCAGGCAUCUAUUAUACGAGCAAAAAGUGAGAGGCUUAAGAAGCCGGCCCCGACAAAGAGGUCACCAUUCUUCGGGAACAAAAUUGCUAAGCGCACUCACAUGGAUGCUGCGUUGAAUAUGCUGAGGAAACAGUACAAGGCUCAUCUAGAGUGGUUUAGGAGUGACAAAAUUUGCAUCCUCGACACUACUCUAGGCAACAUAUGGAAUAUGAGGUACCAUGACUUUGUUGACUUCCCUGCCAAUGAAGACGUGACUGGAAGAAAGCUACCAGGUGGGUCGUGGGAUUACUAUACAGGUCAAAUACCCGAGUAUGAAAAAAUAGAGAAGACGUGGGGGACUGAAGUGGAGGACAUAUAUUCUCCAUUAAAUGUCAAAAAGGAUCAUUGGGUGGCUUUGUGGAUUUCACUCCCAAAGAGACACAUUGUUGUCUGGGACUCUAUAUGUACCUAUGCAUCUGAUGAGCAUAUCGAAGAGAAGGUCAAGCCCAUUGCCAUGAUGUUACCUUAUCUAAUUCACAUUUCAUGUGCAGCAGAAGACAGAUACAAGUGGCCAAUAGCCCCAUUCACGUAUGAGAGGGUGGCUAAAGUACCACAAAACAAGCAAGAUGGGGAUUGUGGAGUGUAUACACUGAAGUACAUUGAAUGCCACGCUCUCGGCUAUCCAUUUAGUUCUGUUGCCUUGUGUGAUGCGAAAAUCAAGCGUAUUAGGGACAAGCUUAGGGCUGAGAUAUUCAUGGAGACUGAAUUUCGUGGGACAGACCCGUCAACGUAUAAAGACUUGGACCUUUAUGACUAA